UUAUAGAUCAAUAAAUGACAAAUCAAAAUGUACUACUAAUUAGUCUGUCAUAUUGGAAUAAAAGUUGUUGGCAGUAGAGAGAGAGAGAGAGAGAGAGAGAGAGAGGAGAAAUGGUCGUUGUUUGAGGGCGUUGAAUGCGCGUGUUAUGGCCGCAUUAAAUUCUCGGAAGUCGUCUCUCCUAUCCUUGUCUCUCUCUCUCUCUAUAUUCCACGGAAAACGCAUCGGUUCCUCAUUCGUGGAUCAUUAUCAUUUAUUAUUGGGCGAAAAAUAGAGGUAGCUAGCUAGGUAGGAGAAGGAGAUAGAUAGAUGGAAACAGCAGGCGGAUCUGAUGAGAUGGUGAAGCGCAGCAGCAUAAGCUUGGGCGGCGCUAGUAAUUCAUUCAGGCUGCGGAGCCCAAGCCUGAACGCGGUAAGGCUGAGGCGCAUAUUUGACCUAUUCGAUAAGAACAAAGACUCGGUGAUAACGGUGGAUGAGCUGGGUGAGGCGCUGUCUCUGCUGGGACUACAAACAGAUAUUAGUCAGUUAGAGUCGAUGGUAGGAGCGUACGUUAAACAAGGAAACCAAGGACUCAGCUAUGAAGAUUUCGAGUCCCUGCACCGAUCCCUAAACGACGUCUUCUUUGGAUCAGAUGUGAAUAAUGAAAUAAUCGGUGAUCAUCGUUCAGAUGAUGAUGAUGAAUCUGAUCUGAGCGAGGCCUUCAAGGUUUUCGAUAUGGAUGGUGACGGUUACAUAUCUGCUCGGGAAUUGCAGUCUGUUCUUGGUAAAUUGGGAUUGCAUGAUGAAGGGCGUGAGUUGGACAGAGUUGAGAUGAUGAUUUCCUCCGUAGAUCAGAAUCACGACGGCCGCGUUGACUUUUUCGAGUUCAAGCAUAUGAUGCGCACCGUUAUCGUUCCUUCUUCCUAGCUACAUGCAUCCAUCCCAUCCCCAAUCCGAUCCGGUCCGAUCCAAUCCUUAAUAUUUCAAUUCACCAGCCUUGUUCUUCUAUAUUCUUCUUCGUCUUCUUUUUAUAUAUCCAGUACUGCAUGCAAUGGUACAUGACUACUAGUAUUACUGCUGGUUGUUAUAUAUAUCUUAUAUUUCUUUCUUUUCUCCACAUAUAUACAUAUCAAUUAUCAUGAAUGAAAUGCUACUUUUGUUUUCAAUCAUCUAAUUUACU
Molecule: messenger RNA, 1156 nt
Organism: Erythranthe guttata (spotted monkey flower)
Lineage: Eukaryota; Viridiplantae; Streptophyta; Magnoliopsida; Lamiales; Phrymaceae
Gene: CML42
Product: calmodulin like 42
Molecular function (GO): calcium ion binding
Source: RefSeq, a predicted model, not a curated record